Dictyostelium purpureum is the source of this 1360-nucleotide messenger RNA. RefSeq lists its product as uncharacterized. Gene Ontology annotation, biological process: adenylate cyclase-modulating G protein-coupled receptor signaling pathway. The transcript is spliced from 2 exons. Gene Ontology annotation, cellular component: heterotrimeric G-protein complex. Gene Ontology annotation, molecular function: G protein-coupled receptor binding; guanyl nucleotide binding; G-protein beta/gamma-subunit complex binding. NCBI's taxonomy places the organism in Eukaryota, Evosea, Eumycetozoa, Dictyosteliales, Dictyosteliaceae. The record is from RefSeq and is a predicted model, not a curated record. Bases 278 to 1324 code for a protein of 348 amino acids.
AAAUUUUACUAAUAAAUAAAAUAAUUUUUUUAAUAUUUAAUCUGUUAUUUUUUUUUUAAAUUACACCAACUAACUCUUCUUUUUUUUUCAUUACAUUAUAUAUUCCUUUCAAAUAAGUUGCAACCUAUUAUUUAAAUAUAUAUUUGUUUAAUUAUUUUUAUUUAUUUUAAUAUCCAAUUCCAUUUUAUAUUCAUUUUUUUUAUUUUUUUUUCAAAUUUAAAUUAAAUUAUUAAAUUUUUAUAAAUCAUUUCAAUUAAAAAUAAAAUAUAAUAAAAAAAUGGGCGUUCAAUUUAGUAAUAUUGGAAAUAGAUGGCUUAUUGAAAGAUCAAUAAUGAUAGAGAAAAAAAAAAGAAGAAGUAAAAGCUUAAUCAAAAUUUUAAUGUUAGGUAAUGAAAAUAGUGCAAAACAUACCUUUGCAAAACAAGUCAAACUAAUAUAUCAAAAUGGGUCAUUUUUAAACUCUGAUGCAAAAUCAAUAUUACCUUAUAUUAAACUAUAUAUCAGUAACUGCUUCAAAGAUGUCAUAAGGGUUGUACAUGCUCAAGAAAAACCUGUUUACUCUACCGAUGAUGGAGAAUUGGCAUGGAAUAAACUCAAAGCAUUUUCAUAUUGCCCAUAUGAUUUCAAACCCAACAAAGAAUUAGCAAAAUAUAUCUACGACUUGUGCCAUGAUCCAUCUUUUAAAUUAGUUAUCUACCCAAUUAUAUCAUCGAGAAGAGAAGAUGCAUUUUAUUUAAUAGAAAAUUGUAAAAGAAUGUCAAGUGAAGAUUAUAUACCCACUGAUGAAGAUAUAUUAAGAUGCUCCAAUACCUCUAAUCAAUCGGGAAUAUUUGAUACAAAAUUAGAAGUUGGUAAAUGUCAAUAUGUUUUUGUGGAUGUUGGCAAUCAAAGAUGUGAUAGAAAGAAAUGGAUACAUCAAUUUGACGAUGUUGGUGUAAUAUUAUACUUUUUGUCACUAGAUGAAUUUGACCUACCACCAGAUGAAAAGAUAAACUGCAAUAACAAAUUACAAGAAAAUAUAUUAAUCUAUGAAGAAAUUGUAAACAAUCAUUUCUAUCUAAACACUCCUGUAAUCAUUUUAUUAAACAAAAAAGAAGAGUUUACACAGAAAUUAAAAAAGGUACAAUUUAAUACCUAUUUCCCAGAGUAUAGAGGUUCCAACCACCCAAACGAUGUCAGCUCAUUUAUAUCAAAUAAAUUCAAACAACUAGAUCAUUUCCAUAUCAACAAAAGAUUAUUUAUUCAUUCAUUUAACUCUACAAACGAAGACCAAAUAAUAGAUUUCUUUUCAUAUGUAAAAAAAAUUUUAGAAGAUUCAAUUUAAAUAAAUAAAAAUAAAUAAAAAAAUGUAAAUAGAUAU